Molecule: messenger RNA, 3351 nt
Organism: Misgurnus anguillicaudatus (oriental weatherfish)
Lineage: Eukaryota; Metazoa; Chordata; Actinopteri; Cypriniformes; Cobitidae
Gene: hes3
Product: hairy-related 3
Biological process (GO): regulation of DNA-templated transcription
Molecular function (GO): DNA binding; protein dimerization activity
Source: RefSeq, a predicted model, not a curated record
GCCUCAAAAGUUGUAGCCUUCUUCGGUGUUAAUUUCGCUGUCAUUUUGAGCUCAGCUGAUUCUUUUAGUCACCUUGAGUUUUGUAUUUACAUGUUAACGGUGAAUGGAAGCCUUUUGAAAAAGAAACGUUUAUUGCAGUAAUUGAAUAAUUGCUUCACUAAUUGUUGUUAACAAGUCAUAGAAUACUCCACUCACUACAGGAUCUUCUAACUAAGCACGCAUGAUAAAAGGCAGUUAGGGUUAAUCAGUUACAUGUGGAGAAAAGAGAAAGCGCUUUCAGCUUUUGAUAAACAUGCGCUUAACCUUUACCGCAGGCUGUUAUUAUGCCAAACGCGGGCACAAGUUGUCCCUGUCUCAUUGAAUAUGAAAACGAGUAAAGGGUGAACUGUCUUAUGGAACAUGGCAAUAAAGUGAUUCUAUACCAUAUAAGCUUUGUGUGUGCGCGCGCGCGUGUGUAAAGUAUCUUUAUUAUUUAAUCUACAAAACAUAGACUUUUCUCACAAUACCGUGACCAAAUGAGAUGAUUUGGUGUUAAAUUAACAGUUAAAUAUCUGGUGUAAAUGAGGACACACGGGCUCUAAUGGUAGAACAUGGGCAACACUGAGCGUGAAACUGACGCUCAAUUCAGUGUCCGAGAAGCACAAAAGAGAGUUGCGUUGCUCCAAUUUCAUACUGAUUUUGCGCCUUUUUACGCUUUGAAAGAGAAAACCCUGUAGUGUUUUGUACCAAUUUUUUGGUCAUCAAAAACAAUUGAACCUCGGAUUAAAUAUAACAAACAAGCAUGUGCACCUGCUUUUUACACCACCGUAACGGCAUACAAUUUUUAUUGUGCUCACAGAAUUGCCCAAAAUGCUGAUCCGGAAUCCUCGAUAUUGCAACUUUACUAAUUGAAAAUUUCAUGCCUCUUUAUAUUUUUGAUAUUUUUUAUUAAGAGAGAUUAAUAAAGGCAAAGUUUCAAAAUAGGCUAUUUGACAUACAUCCAAAUUCUUUAGGCGGGAAAAUCGUUUUUGUCCUUAUUACACCCAAAUUAAUAUUUUGCAAUUUAUACUUUAAGCAUUUCACAAAGUGUAUAUUUUUAAUUUAUAAAACACAAUAGGCCCGAGAAAGAUCAAUCACCUCUCUAUACAUAUAUAUACUGCAGUCUUUUCACUGCCUUCUAAAGGAUCUUGACUUGAGCUGCUGGCAUGUUAAUGCGCGGCCAUCCUGCCUUCACAUCAUUUGUUCCCUCUGUAUAAAUACAGCUAUUGUACGGUGAGGUCGCAUCAAGCGAAUAAAGCAAGUCUUAAAGCUAUCAAUGGACAUUUAUUCACCCUGUCGCGUGUCCUAAGUUUAAAGGAAUCCCUGGUUCUGCGCAUGUGCAGCAUAUUCAGAUUUCGACCCAAUAGUUUGUUCCUUUUCAUAAUACAUAAGAAAACCGCAAUGUGUUGCAAUGGCAUAAAACGCAAUCAGGUUAUAAUAUACCCCCAUGUAUAAUGAUAUACCUGAUUGCACCAUAAUAUGGAACGUUAUAUUAUGGUGGCUUUAUAAUCUCUCAAUGGUUGAAAAGUAUUAAUAUUUUGUAUAACGCCAACGGGUCGUUUUCGUGUAGUGGCUGUGGACACUAAAGAAGCUUUACUAGAAAAAGGCUCUCGUUUCUAUUAAAACUUUGUCAAAUGGGGGGCACCUUAAGCAGACCCUGUAAGAUAUUCCCAAGGACUGGAUCUAUUGAUGGGGAAGUGUGGAAAAUCAGGCGGAUAGGAUCCUCGGACAGGAGGCGUUCCUCUGAUUCUCCUCGCUCUGGUCUUUGAAGGGACAUCUGUGUGAAUUCUGCUUCUCUUUGACACUACGUUAUCAAACCUAAAAACAUAAACAUCUCUGCUUGUAGAAUGACUAUCUACAGACUACCAAAGAACCCAUAGCCCUUUAGAAAGUCUUGCUUUGGUUUGAAAUAUCCUGACAUUUUAAUUCAGUUAAGAUUAUUCUCCGUACUUAUUGGCAGAAAAUUGCCACCGUGUGAAGACACGAAAAAGAUUUCCACGGUGAGGCCUGUCCCAACGUGGCGUGAAACUUUAGGAUAAAGGGAUGAAUGGGCAAAACUAAUUUCUCCACAGCUCGCCUGCUUUUCGUAACACUUGCCAUUUAACGGUGCUUCUGUAACAUUCUGUACUUUUUACCCCACACGACGAUCGUUUAAAACUAGUUCGUAUUUUUAUGUCCAUAUUUAGUUUUAAAAUGUUUAGUUAUAAAGCUUACUUAUUCAAAAAACAAUUACAUUGGAAAUAGCCAAAUUAUAGCAUCAUGCGUUAGUAAACGUUUCCAUUUCAUCUGAAUAAACUUUUACUUUUAAACUUCUAUUUUACCUUUUAAACUUCUACCUUUACUAUUUGCAAAUAGUUCAGAUAUCAAAAAGUUAUAUUAGAAGAUAAACUUUUUGCUGAUUGGCUGUCCAGCGGAGUGAAGCUAAAUUGAUGUCUUUUGUUGCGCACCAAUGAUGUGCACAGUGCAUUGAGAUGUUAAACGAGUCUCUCUUUAUAAGGCAACACACCCGGGCGAAUUCCUUCACUCCACAAGCACAUCAAGCAUUUUACAGGAAAAUGGCUGCAAAAUCGGAAAGCGUCGUUACAGCAAAAGUUCAGCCCGUAAAAAAGGUUUCCAAACCACUGAUGGAAAAGAAAAGAAGGGCACGAAUCAAUAAAUGUUUAAAUCAACUGAAAAUUCUCCUGGAAACCGUCUAUUCUAACAAUAUACGCAAACGAAAAUUGGAAAAGGCUGAUAUUUUGGAACUGACUGUGAAGCAUCUGAAAUAUCUGCAAAACACAGGAAGAGGAACCUCUAUAUACUGUGACACUCCUGAAUACCAAGCUGGCUACAGAAGUUGUCUUGCUGGUGUCAGUCAUUAUCUUAUCAUGUCGGACACAGACCGGGAAUCACAGUCGAUCCUGGCCAAUCUUACGAACGGACUUACAGGAUCCAGAGAUCUUCAUUUCAGUACCGCGGAGAGCGACGCGUCAAACGUACACCGUCAAUCGCGCCAAACAAACGCUCCUUGCCACAAAAUUCAGCUACAUUUAGACACAUAUUCGUCGAAGAGGAUGGAGAUUUGUGAUGCAGAGAGAAUAUCCUUCGCACAGGUUGGAACCCCUAGAUCCAAGAUAAAGAAAACCAGACACGUCAGCCUUAAAAAUGCAAAUGUUGAUCAGCAAAAUGUUGGGGGAUUGAAACUGAAUUAUUGGCGGCCAUGGUAAAAUGUUAAUACUGUAUGUUUAUAAGAAUAUGUUAAUAAUUUUUUCAUGCACUGUAUAUGUAGAUCCUAUUUUUGUAUAGUUAUUGCAAAUGUUUAUUUUAAUAAUAAUAAAAAAAUGAUUAAAUGUG